Messenger RNA from Exophiala dermatitidis NIH/UT8656, 2267 nucleotides. RefSeq lists its product as uncharacterized. The transcript has a single exon. Gene Ontology annotation, cellular component: cytosol. Gene Ontology annotation, molecular function: aldose reductase (NADPH) activity. Bases 825 to 1769 code for a protein of 314 amino acids. Lineage: Eukaryota; Fungi; Ascomycota; Eurotiomycetes; Chaetothyriales; Herpotrichiellaceae. The record is from RefSeq and is a predicted model, not a curated record.
CUGGGAUUAUCCGGUUUAGUGAGACCGCUGCCUGGUGGAAAGUAGCUAGGCGGCAGUCAUGUCGCAAGUAACUGCGAGCCGAAGAGGCUCUUGGGGUGAACGUUAAUGAGUAUAGUAGAAGGGAGACCUGGGCCGCAGUAAGAACAUUCUCGGCGAGAUUAUUAAACAUUGUGUACACUGUAGCCCUGUGUGGCUUCAACCCGCAUGGGAAUGUAACAGAAGCCUGUCAUUCAGUGGUACAUAUGCAGAGUGGUGUGCAUGGCAUUGCCAUCCAGCCAUGAGUGAGAUCAGGAAGCAAUUGCGUUUUCAUCCUCCUGGAUACUUGUCAGGUACUAGUAGCACAGCUUCAAGUUGCAAUGUUUACAGAGGAGGCUGAUUAACUCGAGCCCUGCUUACCUUGCACCAGGAGCCUGGUACGGCAAGAAUAAUAAAUGUCAUUUGCCCCGCAUCGUCAAAGGCUGAUAACCUGCGGUGCAAGGAAAAGUCUCAGGGGUCGAGAUGUGGCUGACGCUCGUUGGCCUUCAGCAACUCCAGUUUCAAAAGAGUGGCCAACUUCAGACGACAGACGUCAAUAUCGAUCAGCGUCAACUGCCAUUUACAUACCUAGGUACCUACCUGCUCAGCACAACAGUGCAAAGCGUUACGGAUCUCAAUCUCGAGGGAACCGAAGCUACUCGGCAAACGAGGGUGGCUGCAAGGUAGAUCUUGUGAACCCCAGUUGGUGUAGCAGUCAACAGGUACUGUAUUUUAUCCUUCGGUGAUACAGGGAUUACUCAAAUUCCUAAUUUGAUCAAGUCACCACUGUCGGAUUAUAAGAGAUAGCAAUGGCGACAUCGGCGCUCUUCGAGAAUUUGGUCUUGCAUGCACCUCACCUGUCCACCAGGCAAGUCCUGCCAGCCUUCAUCUACGGGACGGCUUGGAAGAAAGAGGCCACCACAGAGCUGGUCUACCAGGCUAUAUCCAACGGCUUCACCGCAAUCGACACCGCUGCCCAGCCCAAGCAUUAUAGGGAAGACCUUGUUGGCGCUGGCGUGUCCAGAGCAAUCAAAGAUGGAAAGAUCAGAAGAUCAGACCUGUACCUGCAGACCAAGUUUACCAGCGUUGGAGGACAAGAUCCCGACAACAUUCCUUAUGAUGCUAAAAGCCCUAUCGCGGACCAAGUGAAUGCGUCGGUCAUUUCAUCUCUUGGAAACUUCAAUUUUGCAGAUGUCGUCAAGGGCGAUGAUGAAGCACAGCCGUACAUCGACACCCUUGUCCUACACUCUCCCAUGGAGUCAUUGAACGACACCUUGGAGGUGUGGCAGACUCUUGAGCAAUAUGUCCCCAAUGAGAUCCGAAACCUGGGCAUUUCGAAUUGCAACCUGUUCACGCUGAUGGAUAUCUAUGAACGUUCGACCAUCAAGCCAAGCGUGGUGCAGAACCGCUUCUAUCCGAAUACCAAGUUUGACAUUGCAGUGCGGCAGUUCUGCAAGGAGAAAAACAUCAUCUACCAGAGUUUCUGGACGCUGAGCGCGAACCCCAACCUGGUCUGGUCAAACGAGGCCGGCUCUCUGGCGGAACUGUUCAAGAUCAGUCCACAAUCGGCCCUAUACUGUCUCGUCCUUGGGCUGGGUAAUAUAGUUAUACUGAACGGCACCAAGAAGACGCAGCACAUGCAAGAAGACUGGAAAGCGGUGCAAAAGGCCAAAGAAUAUGCCGAGUCUCACCCAGCUCAAUGGCAGAAGAUAGUGGCCGACUUCAGGAAACUCAUUGGCCAACCUAGGCCGUAAAAACAAAAUAUAGGUUCGGACAUCAGAUCCGAACUGCAAGAUGGGCUUGUCCGCUUCUGCCGGGAGAGCCCCAAGGUGAGGGCAGCUGUUGAUUCGAGCGGAAAAGCCUGAUCCCAGGUAGACAGCACUAGCCGCGAGCUAGGAGUCAGGUGGAGCUCGGGUCAUCGAGCGAGUCCUGAAUGCUCGGUCUUCGUUGGCUACCCUGCCACCCGGUCUGCUCGCUUAGACGAAGGAAGGUUUGUGCGGCCUGCUAGAGCGCACUCAGGACGCGUUAAACGUGCUAGUGAGAAAGGCAGAAUCACUGAAGAAAGCCUCCGACUAUUGUGUGAUUGUGCGCAAUAACCACUUGAAAGGGAAUAGAGACCGACAACGGCCUGACAGCAUGUAGACUGUUGCAAGCGCUGUAUGCAGUAUAGUUGUAGAUUCCAGAUCUUGAUGGGAAUCGUUGACGAGGAACGUGAUGUUGUGCGUGCACAAGGAAAAUGGGAAAUCCUCUGC